AUGUCCUCAGAAGCCCAAGUCAAGCCUGGGGGUGUGCACCCGAUAAUGCUGGGUUUGGAGAAUGCUCCGUAUCCUGCUUCUACGAAACAGGCCGCGGGCGUCGUUGGGGGGCAGCAAACAGAUGUCAUGGUCGUAUCAUUUCAAGACCGAAUACUGGUGACCAUCACACAAAACGGGCGUUUAGCACAAUGGCUUCAUGUGCCGAUGGAAAACCCUGAUCCAACAGUUGGCUUCCAGACAUUGAGCAGCAACCAGGAAGAUGCUCUCCUACCUCGUCCGGAAUUUAAUGCUACUCCUAUACUCGGUGGACGAUCUGGUGACUGGGAGGUUAUUGGACAGCUUUAUGCUUGUCAAAUUGCGACGGCAAUAACCACAAAAACCCCUGAAGAGAAGAGGCUAUUGGUUGUGGGGCUUGGUCUAGAAACCCCCGACGUUGAUCGGGAUAUAUAUCUAGGUAUCGUCGAUCUUGUUCUGCAGUGCUUAUAA
Molecule: messenger RNA, 486 nt
Organism: Nannizzia gypsea CBS 118893
Lineage: Eukaryota; Fungi; Ascomycota; Eurotiomycetes; Onygenales; Arthrodermataceae
Exons: 2
Coding region: 1-486 (161 amino acids)
Biological process (GO): proteasome assembly
Source: RefSeq, a predicted model, not a curated record